Pelobates cultripes (western spadefoot toad) is the source of this 5026-nucleotide messenger RNA. The record is from the annotation of a GenBank genome assembly. NCBI's taxonomy places the organism in Eukaryota, Metazoa, Chordata, Amphibia, Anura, Pelobatidae.
AUGAAUUCAAGUCAGGGUGAAAUUGGUCCAGUGAAGGCCAACCCGAUUCUCUUUAAAAAUGGAUUGUACAGUGCAGUUAGUUUUGGAAAUCUGAAAGCAGAGGAUGUACACUGCCAGGCACAGCACCAAGGCAGUUGGUUAACAGAAACGUACAUAAAUUCCAUCGAAAAAGGUACUUUUAUUAACCCAAUAUUAAUGAUAUUGCAAAUUAUAGGCCGCAUUAGCCAACGUGGAAAAAUAUUUGAGUUAAAGGAAAAAAUAUUUUGGAUUUAUUUUUCUACGUUGUUGUUUUUCUACUCUUUUCCUAGAUUAGAGGCUAACCAUAUAAGAAUAUCACUAACCAUUCUACCCUUUAUUUUAAAGGCUGAGAUCUUUGCUGAAAUACUCAUAUGUCAUUCUGUAUUUCAUUAUGCAUAUUCUAAAUCUGUGAUGCUCAAUUAGCAAAAAAAAUAUUGAGUGGAUUUUCAGAAUAUCUUCAAUGAAUCAGUGGUGAAGUUUGUGAGAUUGUACAUGUAACUAAAUAAACAAAGCUUUUUAUAAGUAAACUUUUUAACUGAUGUAAUUGUGUCUUAAGAGCCUGGAUAUCUGCAUUGUUGUAUCUAGCUCGAUGUCUUUCCAAAUGAAAGCAAACAAUUAUCCAGUUGUGUAGAAAAAAAGAAAAAGGGAUGCAGCUAAGAACUAAAAUAUAAAAAAGAAAACAGACAACACAUAGUGAUGUACAGUUGGAUAAAAUAACACACUGCAAUAAUGGUUGCACUCACAAGAUUUAAAUGAGAUUUGCGCCUUGAAAUCCACUAAGGGAUAUUGCUGGACCGCUUCCACUGGAGGAUGGUGAAUAAUAAGCAGACUCAGUUGGCUCAGGAUACAAUCAGGAACCAAAUUUUGAAAAAAGAAAUUUAUUUAGGCACAAUUGCCCAAUAAAAUAUAAAAAAUGAGAAUAAAAUCUAACACGUUUCGUCCAACGCAGUGGACUUCAUCAGAGAUAAAAACAAAUUCAACAAUGGUACAGGAAAUAAGCAUGCAUAUGAUCUUGUAGUGUUCAAAAUACUCUGAUAAAACAUACAGUGCUUGAGAUGCAAAACCGCUAACAUUAGAGCGACUGACAUUUAGAGCUAAUAUUACAGUAUACUGUUUAUUUUUUGAGCUUUUUUCUAACAUAUACUUUUCUUACUUAAUUGUUUUAUAGAUCCUGAAAUCAACAUUAUAGAAAACGUAAAUUCAACAGAGAUAGAAUGUGACCCCACAGGUAGUGACAAAAAUUCAUUGUUCUGUACCUAUAUUUUGUGGAUUUUUCUGUUUUCUUUAGAACUGAUAGAAUAAAAGUGAUAAAAUAAAAUGAAAACAUUGUGCCCACUUUUUGAGAGAUGCACUCUGCCUUUAUGAUACAUUUAUGAUAAAUUACCAGACUAGUGAGACAUUUAUUUUCAAUUGAAAAUAUAGUUAACCCCUUCCCAACCGAGGACGGUUCAGGACCGUCAUCGGCAUUUUUGACUUGCCGACCGAUGACGGUCCUGAACCAUCCUAACGGUCUGAGCUACUUACCUGAUCGCCGUCGUUCCCCCGGCGGCGAUCAGCGUGGCUCCGGUUGUGGGGAGACUGCCUGCAGCCCAGACAGUCUCCCCACACUGAAUUAGGACCCCUGUGGCCAUGUGAUCGCUUAACACAGCGAUCACAUGGUCACAAUAGGUGUCCAUGUGUCUGCCAGCAGGGGGACUGCCUGUGCUGACAGGCAGUCUCCCUGCUAGUGUAAAAUAAAAAAAUAAAAUAUAGUUAAUGUUAAUAAAAAAAAAAAAAAUAAUUAUAUAGGUAAUAAUAAUUAUAUAAUAUAUGUCUAUAUAUCAUAUAUAUAUAUAAUGCCAUACUAAGUGUAUUUUUAUAUUAAUAUGUACUUAUAUUAAUAUAAAAAUACACUUAUAAUUAAAUUACACACGUGUGUGUAUAUAUAUAUAUAAAAUAUAUAUAAUAACUAUAUAUAUUGUGUGUAUAUAUAUAUAUUAUUAUAAAAUAUAAAUAAUUAAUUUAAAUUAAAUAUAUUUUUUAAAAUAAUAAUAAAACUUUUUAAAAAAAUUAUAUCUAUAUGAAAUUUUAUUCUAACUGUAUUUUAAAAUUAAUAUAUAUAUAUUUAUAUCAAAAUACACUUAGAAUGAAUUUGUAUAUAUAAAUAAAUAAAAAUAAUACGAAAUAUACAUAUGUCCAUAUACAAAAUUACAUAAAUAAUUAUAUAAAUAUACACGUAGACUUAAACUAUAUAAAUAUGCAUAUAUAUUUAAAUUCUACGUGCGUAUUUAUGUAAUAUUUUUACAUAAUUCAGUAAUUUUAUUGAUUGCAAUUUGAGGGACCUGCCUGCCAACCCAGGCCGAAAUUCCAGAGAAUUUAAUUUGCUAGCACUGUAUUUUACCCUGUAACGUUCUAUGACACCCUAAAACCUGUACAUGGGGGGUACUGUUUUACUCGGGAGACUUCGCUGAACACAAAUAUUAGUGAUUUAAAACAGUAAAACAUAUCACAGCGAUGAUAUUGUCAGUGAAAGUUACUUUUUUUGCAUUUUUCACACACAAACAGCACUUUUACUGAUGAUAUAAUUGUUGUGAUACGUUUUCCAGUUUUUAAACACUAAUAUUUGUGUUCAGCUAUGUCUCCCGAGUAAAACAGUACCCCCCAUGUACAGGUUUUAUAGCAUUUUUGAAAGUUACAAGGUCAACUAUAUGGGUCAAAUAUUUUUACAUUGAAAAUGGCCAAGUUGGUUACGUUGCCUUUGAGAGCGUAUGGUAGCCCAGGAAUGAGAAUUACCCCCAUGAUGGCAUACCAUUUGCAAAAGAAGACAACCCAAGGUAUUGCAAAUGGGGUAUGUCCAGUCUUUUUUAGUAACCACUUGGUCACAAACACUGGCCAAAAUUAGCGUUCAAUUUAGUUUUUUUACUUUUUUCACACACAAACAAAUAUGAAUGCUUACUUUGGCCAGUGUUUUCGACUAAGUGGCUACUAAAAAAGACUGGACAUACCCCAUAUUGAAUACCCUGGGUUGUCUACUUUAAAAAAAAUAUGUACAUGUGGGGUGUUAUUCAGAGAUUUAUGACAGAUAAUAGUGUUACAAUGUCACUAUUGAUAAAUUUUAAAAAUGUAUGUUUUGAAACCGCAAUAUCCUACUUGUACCUAUAGCCCUAUAACAUGCAAAAAAAAGCAAAAAAGCACGUAAACACUGGGUAUUUUUAAACUCAGGACAAAAUUUUGAAUCUAUUUAGCAGUUUUUUUCAUUCGCUUUUGUAGAUGAGUAAAAGAUUUUUCAAGUAAAAGUCAAAAAACAUGUAUUUUUUUCAAUUUUUCAUCAGAUUUUUGUAUUUUUUUUAAAUUAAAAUACAUGAGAUUAUAUAAAUAAUGGUAUGUAAAGAAAGCCCCUUUUGUCCUGAAAAAAACAAUAUAUAAUUUGUAUGGAAACAGUAAAUGAGAAAGCGGAAAAUUACAGCCAAACACAAACACCACAAAAGUGUAAAAAGAGUCCUGGUCGCAAAUGUACAACAUCGCAAAAACAGUCCAGUCCUUAAGGGGUUAAUAAAAAGGGGAAAAAAUGAUAUCCAUAAUAUUUUCUUCAGACCUACUAAUAGUUAAAUAAACCUUUCCAUUAGAGUGUCACAUUUUCCUACAUUGAUUGGCUUCUUUAAAUCUAGAAAUAACUUACAUGUUGGCUCUUAUUAUUUUCAUUCUUCUAUUAUUAUUCUUAUUUUUGUUUUCUAAGUACUGUAUAUACCAAUUUUUUUUCCUAAAUCACAAUAUUUUAUAAUUGCAGUUAUUACUGAAUAUGAAAUAUUCUAGAGGUUCUCCGUUAAUUACUUGCACAUUCUUUAACUAACAGCAUUAUAAUAUAAAUCACCCCUGUAUUUACUAUUAUCAUACAAAGAAAUACUUUAAAAAAAAAAUUCCUGGACAGAGUAUUCCGGGGUCUAUUAAGCACUAUUGCUACUUCAUUCUGGUGCCUCCAACUAAUAUGUUCAUAGCAUAAUAAUGUUAUAUUAGGAUAGGAAAAUAUGUCAUAAUUAACAUUAAAUAAUUAAAAAAAAUCAUAACUGUAAACAAUAUCUAUAAAACUGAUUUGUAGAAUAUAGUGCAUCCAAUUAAAUUAAAACCAUGACUCUAAUAUUGUUCUACAGAAGGAAAUUUGAAAGUUAAUGUGAUGUCCAUUAAUAUCCUCGGUAUGAGAGUGCUUUUUGCCAAAACUCUGGCCUUCAAUCUUCUUCUGAGUGCAAAAAUCUUCAUCCUAUAAGGUGAGAGUCCUCAUAUUUUUGCAGAUAGAAGUUACAUUUUUCAAAAUAAUACAGAUUAAAAUGUGUGGAGAAUGUGUAUACUAUAAUACACACAGUAUUAUUAAUAUUUUUAAAUAAAACAGCAUAUGUACACAAAUAAAAUGUUUGUGUUUUGCCAUUUGUAAUGAAAUUGGUAUAUGUAUAUAUGUGUACGGAUAUAUAAAUAUAUAUGUGCUCCAAUUUCUUGCUUGGUUUUAAUACUGAGCUAGAGUAAACACCAGGUAAUUUGUGUGGCAUACUGGAAUUAAUGUUAUGUCUAUAUGUAUGUAAAUAUAAAUUAAUGUAUUUAUUUAUUCCUUUGUAAAAAAAAAAAAAAAUGAAAUUAGUAUCUUAUAAUACCUAAAAGAAUUUUGGAAUAACAAGCUUUUGGAAGACCCUUUCUUUCUCAAGUUUUGAGAAAACAAAUGACUCACUGAACAAAUAUGCCAUAUACCUUCAUAUAUACAUACAUUCAUACAAUUUUACAGAUAAUGCGUUCUGUCAAUGUAAUGUAAUUCAAUGUACGUAAAUCACAAGCAACCAGAAAGUCAUUUUCAUGGGAAUACUACAUAUGAUGAUAGUACCUCUGGGAAAUCUUUUUAAACUAACAUUGGGUAAUUUUAUCAACCAGAGGGGGAUAAGGGAGGUAUAUUUUGUUCUGCAAGUUUCCUAUUUUUAUAAACUUAACCCUAUAACAUCUUUUUUUAUUGUAUUUCCAGAAUCUUAAAAUGGAUCUCACAGAUAGAUGA